Messenger RNA from Pseudogymnoascus destructans, 615 nucleotides. RefSeq lists its product as uncharacterized. Lineage: Eukaryota; Fungi; Ascomycota; Leotiomycetes; Thelebolales; Thelebolaceae. The record is from RefSeq and is a predicted model, not a curated record. The coding region runs from base 1 to 615 and encodes 204 amino acids. The transcript has a single exon.
AUGGAGAAACAUCGCCGCAGAUCCUCUUUCUCACAAGAGGUAUUUGUCGUUGGCCCAUAUAGACUACUCGACGGUCAUACGGAGUACAUAACCCCUCACAACCCCCCGAAGUGCGACAAAAUUCUCGACUACGAUCUAUCCAGACGCCGACUUCUCCUCCUCCCCCAACUCUCGUCGUCGCUUCCUUCUAUUCACCUUCGAGAACCAGCGUCAAGUGGGGGCUGUUGGGAAAUUGCCCUUCAUAGUCGGAUAUUGCUCGUGGCAAGUGACUUAGACCGAAGCUACCAAGCACCGGACAGCGCAAACUCCACGCCAAGCAGCGAUCACUCCCGGCAGCGUGAGAGACAGCACAGCACCUCUGUACAACCGAACCUCAACCUCCUCAACGGCCAACACAAACUUCAUACUCCGUACUGUCAGUUUCAAAUCACCGCCUCGCUUCCACGAAAUCUGUGCGCGUCUGAAGAGAUAUGGCCUCUUCGUAAGGGCGUGCCUCCUGCAACAAGCCCGACACUCGAAUCCCGUUCAACCACAACAACAUCUACGACCCAACGACAUCAGCGGCACUCUUGGUCCCCUUUCACCAAACACGAUAUCAAAGCGAGAGGUCCAUAG